AUGCCUCCUCAUUCCAGGUUAUCGUAUGCUGCCGACAAGUAUUCUCCGAGAGAAAUUGAUAAUCAUGGCUUCGUGGGUAAUAUGCAUACCUCGGCCAUGAUUUCUGUAGACGGAUCUGUGGAAAUGAUGUGUUGGCCACACUUUGAUUCCCCUUCAGUCUUCGCUCGUAUAUUGGAUAGCAGAGCUGGUCACUUUUCAAUUACUCCUGUGGAAGAAUCAAGUUGCAAGCAGAUGUAUGAACCUUCCACGAACGUGCUGCAUACGAAGUUUUAUUCUGAACGUGGCGUUGUUCGAUUGCUUGACUUCUUUCAUCGACAGUGGGAAGAUUACGAACCGUUAUAUCCUUGGCUUAUAAGAAGAGUUUGCUGUAUCAGGGGUACUACUCGCAUUAAACUCGAGUGUUUUCCAGCAUUCAAUUAUGCAACAGAAAACCAUGAAACCAAGAUUGCGGAUAAUCACAAUUACCUUCACGCUGAAUUCUAUCCUGCUUCUGGUGCUCCCCAUUUUAUUUUGGAUGCUAUUCCGACAGAGGAUGAUAUCGCAAUUCCUAUUGAGGUUACUCGACCAUCUGAAAGACUCAUUGAAGGAGGUGGUAUUACAUGUUAUCUAGAGUUAGAAGAGGGUCAGGAGAUAACAUUUGUGUUUCGCCAAGACCAAUAUGGUCCUAGCGUGGAUUAUAUAACGACAGAGUUAGUCGACAAACUUGAAGAUUCCACUAAAAGAUAUUGGAGAGCAUGGAUUCAACAGUGUACCUAUACUGGUCGUUAUCGGGAAUUUGUUCAAAGGAAUGCCCUUACCUUGAAGCUAUUGAUUUACGAACCCACAGGUGCAGUUGUUGCAAGUCCAACAUUUUCGUUACCAGAAGACUUAGGAGGUGUAAGAAAUUGGGAUUACCGAUUUACUUGGAUUCGCGAUUCUGCUUUUACAAUUUAUGCAUUGGCACAACUCGGAUUUCGAACUGAAGCCGUUGAAUAUAUGUCUUUUAUAUAUCACUUAUUGAAAGAAAAAAACCCGGACGGGGGUAUCAAUGUUGUUUAUUCUAUUCGAGGAAAUACCGAUGGUCUUGAGGAGAAAGAACUUACCCAUUUGCGUGGAUAUCAUGACUCUCGACCUGUUCGUAUAGGAAAUGGUGCUGUUAGUCACGUUCAACUUGAUAUAUAUGGUGAACUAAUGGAUGCUAUAUAUAUUUAUGAUAAAAAAUGCCAACCAAUUGCUUACGAUUUAUGGUUAGAAGUUCGAGAUAUAUGCGAAUACGUAUGUGACAACUGGAAACGACCUGACAAAAGCAUAUGGGAAGUUCGCGGACAAGAGAAAAACUUCCUAUAUUCAAAAAUUAUGCUUUGGGUAGCCUUGGAUAGAGCGCUCCGCAUUGCUUUUUCUAGGUCUCUUCCAUGUCCAAAAAGAACAAAAUGGAUGGAUACCAGAGAUGAAAUUUAUGAAACAAUCAUGACCUUGGGUUACAAUUCAGAAGGUGGAUUUUUCGCUCAGUCUUUUGAGACUAUUAAUAUUCUAGAUGCUGGGGUUCUUGUUAUGCCCAUGGUGUCAUUUAUUUCACCGACGGACCCUCGCUUCCUAAGCACUAUGGAUAACAUCAUGAAGCCGUUGGAGAAAAGUGGUUUAAUGAGUAAUGGUUUGAUAUUUCGAUAUAAUAACUUUGCAUACGAAGACGGUGUAGGAGGUGAUGAAGGUGCUUUUACAAUGGUCUGUUUUUGGCUAGUAGAAGCACUAGCAAUGGCAGGUUGUCGAGGAUAUCCGAAGCUUAUAUCCACCGCCGUAAGCAUGUUUGAGGACUUGGCUCGUUAUUCAAGUCAUCUUUCUAUUUAUUCAGAACAAUGUUCCCUAUCUAGUGAGUCCUUGGGUAAUAGUCCCCAGGCCUUCAGUUCAAUAGCUGCAAUUGCAGCAGCUCAUAUACUGGAUAAAGCUCUUUCUGUAUACAAUGAAUCAGGGUAA
Molecule: messenger RNA, 1950 nt
Organism: Schizosaccharomyces octosporus yFS286
Lineage: Eukaryota; Fungi; Ascomycota; Schizosaccharomycetes; Schizosaccharomycetales; Schizosaccharomycetaceae
Product: glucan 1,4-alpha-glucosidase
Exons: 1
Coding region: 1-1950 (649 amino acids)
Biological process (GO): carbohydrate metabolic process
Molecular function (GO): hydrolase activity, hydrolyzing O-glycosyl compounds
Source: RefSeq, a predicted model, not a curated record